UCAGUAUUAGCUGUUUUCCAAGAAAUGCACGUCGAAUCUGAUCUGUUUGCGAUGGUUUUUGGUGAAAGUGUGCUAAACGAUGCAGUUGCUAUUGUUCUAUCCAGAUCCUGCGCAGCCUCCGGCACAGCAACCUCCGACUUAGCAGCGUCGGUACCUACUUCGACACCAAUCCCGUCACCAGCCUCAACACCUGCCUCGAUAUCGGCCUUGACACCAACCUCAACACUAGCCUCGACACCAGUUACCACCUGA
Molecule: messenger RNA, 252 nt
Organism: Gongylonema pulchrum
Lineage: Eukaryota; Metazoa; Nematoda; Chromadorea; Rhabditida; Gongylonematidae
Source: the annotation of a GenBank genome assembly